This is a messenger RNA of Strongylus vulgaris, 741 nucleotides long. The record is from the annotation of a GenBank genome assembly. NCBI's taxonomy places the organism in Eukaryota, Metazoa, Nematoda, Chromadorea, Rhabditida, Strongylidae.
AUGACAGUGUUUCCUGAGGAAGUGUGGGAUUCGAUGGACGCACGCGAAAUUCGAGGCACAGAUGGUCAGCUUUUCCCACCUCUUCUUCAAGAGGGUAGACAAAUAGAAGUUUUUGCUGGUCCAAUCUGCAGGACAGUAACAAUGCAAUUCCGUGAACGCUCUGAUUUUCGCGACAUAGCUGCUUUCCGUUACGGUUUUCCUUCGGAUAUUUACGACCCAAAUGUGCCUGAGAACCGCGGAUACUGUAAUAAAAAGAACACACCUGCAUACUUCAAUACCACUGUGCAAAUUCCUGGCUGUCUACCGAAGGGGUUGCUUGACAUUAGUCGUUGCCUACCAGGAUCGCCACGUGUUUACAUCUCGCAGCCUCACUUCUUCAAUGCUCAUCGCGCAGUUAUCUCCUCUGUUGACGGCAUGCGGGCACCAAGCAAGAAAGACGACGAUACUUUUGUAAAAGUAGAGCCAACCAGUGGUGUCCCAAUCCACGCGAAUAAACUCACGCAAAUCAACAUCGGAAUGACGAAAGGGGAACUUUACAUCCUCCCAUAUAUGAAGAAUAUGAUCUAUCCUACGCUAUGGAUGAACGAAACGGCCGUAUUUGAUGACAGGACAAGGAAUCAACUGGAUGGACUCAUGUUUGCUAAGCAUUUCACACAUGUAAUAGGAGUGACGUUCCUCACAAUUGGCCUAAUCGGUUUCUUUGCGAUUGUGGCCACAGUCGUCCUUUACACUGUACUUAAG